AUACUACAAACGGUCAAACACAAGAGAACAUAAUAAACCGGACGCAGUUUGGUCAGAAAACCACUGUCGACCCAAACAAACAGCGGUUCGAACUUCGAAGCAAACAGAGAAAGAGCUAUCAAAUUACCAGCUCUGAGCUCUCCUGGUCUUAUUCUGUGGGAGACGGGUAUCGAACUCGGAAGUUCGAUGAUGGAGAAUCUUCCUCAAUCGCUCUCUCUAAACCUUCCUUUUGCGAACCCAAAUGCUUCUUCUGCUAACCCCAGCGCUGCUCUGCUUAAGAAACACCGUAAAAUGGCUUCGGCCGAGCAGUUGGUGAUCGAUCUAAACAACCCUGAUCUCAGAGAAAAUGCUCUUCACGAGCUCUCAAAGAAGAGAGAAAUAUUUCAAGAUUUGGCCCCAUUGCUGUGGAACACACCUGGUGCUAUUGCUGCACUCUUACAGGAGAUAGUCUCCAUAUACACCUUCCUGUCACCGCCAACUCUUACACCUGCUGCAUCAAAUCGAGUUUGCAAUGCACUUGCUCUUCUGCAGUGUGUGGCUUCUCACCCAGACACAAGGACACUAUUCCUGAAUGCACAUAUUCCUUUGUACCUGUAUCCUUUCCUCAACACCACAAGCAAGACACGACCUUUUGAAUAUUUGAGGCUUACAAGCUUGGGUGUUAUUGGUGCACUUGUAAAGGUUGAUGAUACAGAAGUCAUUAGUUUCCUUCUCUCAACUGAAAUAAUUCCUUUGUGUCUGCGCACCAUGGAGAUGGGUAGUGAACUUUCGAAAACAGUUGCUACAUUUAUUGUUCAAAAAAUUCUAUUGGAUGAUGUGGGCCUACAUUAUAUCUGUGCUACGGCAGAGCGGUUUUUUGCAGUGGCUCGUGUUUUGGGAAGCAUGGUUAACUCACUUGCUGAACAACCUUCAUCCCGGCUACUGAAGCAUAUUGUUCGGUGUUAUCUUAGGCUGACAGAUAAUUCAAGAGCUUGUGAAGCAUUAAAAACUUGCCUUCCUGAAAUAUUAAGAGAUACAACCUUCAAUAGUUGCCUUCGUGAAGACCCAACUACCAAGAGGUGGCUGCAACAGCUGAUUAAUAAUGUGACAUUAGGAAGCCGGGCUACAGCAUUUCUGGCCGGGGUAGGAUUCGAGCAUAUUCUGGGAAACUAAACAAGGUUAUUAGCAUUCUCUAACUGCAUAUUGUUUUGCUUCACGUGGAGUUCAAGUGUGUUAUCUAUACAAGCAAUGAAGUACCACAGAGAAAUCCAAUGAUUUUGUCAAUUUAUCUCUUUGUAAAAUAUCGUCUGAAACGUGUAGUCCUGUAAAAUAUCAUUUCUGAUCAUUUUAGAUAUGAAUUAUUUGAAAAAGGAUAAGUGUAAUGCCAAAGGCCAAAAAUUGGAAACUGUAAAAAGUUAGAAAUAUGGGGAUCAAAUACACUAUAUAAUUAGUUCUUUUCUUGCAUUC
Nelumbo nucifera (sacred lotus) is the source of this 1446-nucleotide messenger RNA. RefSeq lists its product as uncharacterized. NCBI's taxonomy places the organism in Eukaryota, Viridiplantae, Streptophyta, Magnoliopsida, Proteales, Nelumbonaceae. The record is from RefSeq and is a predicted model, not a curated record. Gene Ontology annotation, cellular component: CCR4-NOT complex. Gene Ontology annotation, biological process: mRNA catabolic process.